AUGAAACCAUUUUACGGGUGCUAUCACACAAAUUUCGAUGAGUGGCAACAACACGAUAGAAUCAUGGCUGAGUACAUCUGGAUUGAUGGAACUGGCAUUAAUCUUAGGUCUAAGUCCAGAUCGCUCGAUAAAAAGAUAGAAUGCCUUGCAGAUCUUCCUGACUGGAAUUUCGAUGGAUCUUCUACUGAACAAGCCUGCACUGAGGAUUCUGAAGUGAUCAUCAAGCCAGUUGCUUACUUCAAGGAUCCAUUCAGAGGAGGGGACAAUCUCUUAGUACUUUGUUCAAGCUACUCUUGGACUGACGAGACUAGGACUGAGUUGAAGCCUGCUAAUACCAACUUCAGAUACUUUUCUGAGCCUAUCUUUGAAGAGUGUAAAGAUGAACAACCAUGGUAUGGUAUUGAACAAGAGUACUACUUGAUGGAAUGUUCUAAUGCUUUCACACAAUGGCCACUUGGAUGGCCAGAAGGAGGUUUUCCAUCAAGCCAAGGACCUUACUAUUGUUCAGUUGGAGCAACAGUUUGCUAUGGAAGAGCUGUGGUGGAUACUCACUACAGAGCAUGCUUGGCUGCUGGUGUCAACAUCUCUGGAACCAACGGAGAAACCAUGCCUGGCCAAUGGGAGUUCCAGGUUGGUCCAUGUGAGGGCAUCUCAAUUGGAGACCAUCUUUGGAUGGCCAGGUAUCUUCUAGAAAGAGUCUCUGAAGAUCUUGGAGUUGCUGUCUCUUUCGAUCCAAAGCCAAUUAAAGGUGACUGGGCUGGGGCUGGAGGCCAUGUCAACUUCUCAACCAAAACUAUGAGAGAAGAAGGAGGCCUCAAGGAAAUUUACGAGGCUGUUGAUAAGAUGAAGGAAAGACAGAAAGAACAUCUUGACCUCUAUGGGCUUGACAAUGAGAAGAGACUCACUGGUAAGAAUGAAACUUGUGCUCAUGGCGAAUUUACUUGUGGAGUUGGUGACAGGACGGCAUCCAUUAGGAUCCCAACCUCUGUAGAGUCAAGCAAGAUGGGUUACUUAGAAGACCGUAGGCCUGCUUCCAACCUUGACCCAUACCUUGUUGGAGCCAUCCUUGUAUCAACCUGUGUUAUCGGAGAGAGCAAGCAUGAAGAAGCAAUGUUUGAACACUUCAACAACUGGAAAGCAGAGAGAGAAGCACUCAAAGAUUAAGCCUAAUCUUACCAUUAAAAUUCAAUUUAGU
This is a messenger RNA of Moneuplotes crassus, 1195 nucleotides long. NCBI's taxonomy places the organism in Eukaryota, Ciliophora, Spirotrichea, Euplotida, Euplotidae. The record is from the annotation of a GenBank genome assembly.